ACAGCACUAACACAGACACCUCCUUUCUUUUUUUGAACACCGGCAGCUUUCUCCUUCGCUCAUUCGAAAUCACCCUAAAAUUCUCUGCCUGAAACUGCAUUUCUUUAUGUACAGAUGAUAUGAGUUCCUCGUCUUUAACCAGCUGCUCAGUCUGCUGGAGCUCUUCUCGCUUGUUGGUAUCAAAUGCUUUUGUGGCCAAUGAAGGCCAUAAGAAGAAGACGAAAGGCUACCCAAAAGGUGCUUCGAGGCUGAGGCUAAUAAGGGCAAGCAUCUCUACAGAUCCUCUAAUUGUUCAGGCUGCAAGAGGUGAUCCUAUCAGCCGGCCGCCAGCAUGGAUGAUGCGUCAAGCUGGAAGAUACAUGGCUGUUUACAGAAAGCUUGCAGAGAAAUACCCAUCCUUUAGAGUGCGAUCUGAGACAGUCAAUCUCAUUGUGGAAAUUUCGCUGCAGCCAUGGAGGGCCUUUCGUCCCGAUGGUGUUAUAAUAUUCUCAGACAUACUAACUCCCUUACCUGCAUUUGGGGUCCCAUUUGACAUAGAGGAAGUAAAGGGACCAAUUAUUACUUCCCCAAUACGUUCCGAGGAGGGAUUAAAGGCACUACAUCCUAUUGAGUUGGACAAACUACAUUUUGUAGGGGAAUCUCUAAGAAUUUUGCGAAACGAGGUAGAAAGUGGAGCAGCAGUCCUGGGUUUUGUGGGUGCACCAUGGACGAUUGCUACAUAUAUUGUAGAAGGUUGUACAACUCGUACAUAUGCAACUAUUAAAGGCAUGUGCCAUACUGCACCACAUAUAUUGAAGGGUCUUCUCUCUCAUCUUACACAGGCAAUAACUGACUAUAUUGUUUUCCAAGUUAAUUCUGGAGCGCAAUGCAUUCAAAUAUUUGAUUCAUGGGGUGGCCAGCUGACACCUGAUAUGUGGGAGAAGUGGUCCAAACCAUAUAUUACAGAGAUAGUGAGCAAAGUAAGAAAGGGGUGUCCACAAAUACCACUGGUGCUCUACAUAAAUGGAAAUGGAGGUCUUCUUGAACGCAUGAAAGGAACUGGAGUUGAUGUAAUUGGGCUCGAUUGGACUGUGGAUAUGAAAGAUGGUAGGAGGCGCUUAGGAGAUGGGAUUGGCUUGCAAGGAAAUGUCGAUCCUGCUUUUCUCUUUUCUCCGCUUCCUGCACUAACUGAAGAAAUUCAACGGGUUGUGAGAUGUGCUGGGCGCAGGAGGCACAUACUUAACUUGGGACACGGCGUACUUGUGGGUACUCCCGAGGAGGCUGUUGCUCACUUCUUUGAUGUCACGAGAGAGCUGAGGUAUGAUCAACUUUUUGGAGAAGACCUGGCCCCAGAUCUUGCUUCUGUACUUUGACCUCAUCUUUGAACAUUUCAUGUCUUCGCGGUUUGUAUCAGUAGAGUGCGAAUUUCUUGUUUUUCAAGUGAUAAUUUUGAUUUAUUGGAGUUGACCUCUAUGUUCUAGGAGAGGUUAAAUGUGUAUCCCCUUAAGACUGGGUUUGCAGCUGGCCAAUGUCAAAAUGAGCACGGUGGUGGCUUAGUGCAGUUAGCUCCGCCUAAAUCUUCAUUAAGGGCUCUGAAUUCUUGUACAGAAAAAUUUGUAUGUGGGCCUUUUCUCCAAUUCUUGGU
Messenger RNA from Amborella trichopoda, 1624 nucleotides. The record is from RefSeq and is a predicted model, not a curated record. NCBI's taxonomy places the organism in Eukaryota, Viridiplantae, Streptophyta, Magnoliopsida, Amborellales, Amborellaceae.